Myzus persicae (green peach aphid) is the source of this 717-nucleotide messenger RNA. RefSeq lists its product as uncharacterized. The record is from RefSeq and is a predicted model, not a curated record. The transcript has 2 exons. Gene Ontology annotation, molecular function: protein dimerization activity. Lineage: Eukaryota; Metazoa; Arthropoda; Insecta; Hemiptera; Aphididae. The annotation marks the transcript as partial.
AUGACUUCAUUCAAGUUUAUUUUGAAUUUAUUUUUAAUGGAAAAUAUCUUUUCUCAUACUACACCAUUAUCAAUUUAUUUGCAAUCUUCAUCUAUUGAUUUCAUUCAAGCAAUCACUAUGGUAGAUGUUUGUGCUAAAAAAUUAUCUGAUUUAAGAAAUGAACAGAGUUUUAAUGAUUUAAUUACAAAAACAAAAUCAUUUGUUAAUGAAAUUGGAUUAGUUGAAUGUGAUUUGCCAAAUAUACGUAGCCGCCGUAGGAAGCUGUUGCCUGGAGAAGUUGUUUCUGAUGAAGUAAUGACAAAUCCUUAUGACCAAUUUAAAAUUGAAGUUUUUUAUGUAGUAUUGGAUCAAGUAAAUACUUCUAUUAUAAGUAGAUUUGAAGGUGCUCGAGGUAUAUUGUCUAACUUGUCAUUAUUAACUUUUGAUCGAUUAAAGGCAACUAGCGAGGGAACAGAAAUUUCCGACGAUCAUUUCAUUGCUAUUCGCACAAAUAAUGAACUUAUUAUCGAAAGUGAAAAUGAAAAUAGCCCUGAUUCUGACUCUCCAAAUGAAAUGGAUGAUGAAGAAGAAAUUAGAAAAAAACUAUCUGCAACCGAGAUACUUAAAAUGCUUUGUUCUUAUAAUUUAGUUGCAGCAUUCCCAAACCUUUUUUUAGUAUAUAAAUAUUUAUGCACUAUUCCUACAACAUCUGCUGCAAGUGAGAGAUCGUUCUCGAAG